Molecule: messenger RNA, 9569 nt
Organism: Podarcis lilfordi (Lilford's wall lizard)
Lineage: Eukaryota; Metazoa; Chordata; Lepidosauria; Squamata; Lacertidae
Source: the annotation of a GenBank genome assembly
AUGGUCGACAACGGAAGUGAAAUCAUGCAGGCGAGAGCCCCACUGUUCCCUAACAAACCGUUUCUAGUAGUUUGGAAUGCACCUACUGAGCAGUGUCGGCGGCGCUACAAGGUCGAUUUGGACCUCAACGUUUUCGACAUCCUGACAAACCCAAACGAGACCUUGAGCGGCUCCAGUGUGACAAUAUUCUAUCACACUCAUCUCGGGUACUAUCCCCAUGUAGAAGACAAUGGCGAAUCCAUCAAUGGCGGGGUGCCGCAGAACGAGAGCCUCAUCAAACAUCUCAUCAAAGCCAAGGCUGACAUUGAGCAUUCCAUCGCCAUGAAGAAAUUCCAAGGACUCGGGGUCAUCGACUGGGAAAACUGGAGACCCCAGUGGGAUAGAAACUGGGGCCAUAAAGCCAUUUACAGAAAUAAGUCUCUUGAACUUGUCAGAAAGCAGCAUCCUCAGUGGCCUGAGAACAAGAUCAAGAAAGUUGCGAAGGAAGAUUUUGAAAAUGCAGGGAGGGGUUUUAUGAACAGCACCCUUUUCCUAGCUGAAGAUAUGAGGCCAAAUGGGCUCUGGGGUUACUAUCUCUACCCAGACUGCUACAAUUAUGAUUACAAGAACCACCCAGACAAGUACACAGGCAAAUGUCCAGACAUUGAAUCGUUCCGGAAUGAUAAUCUGCUUUGGCUGUGGAAAGAAAGCACUGCCCUUUACCCUUCCAUAUACCUGGAAUACAUGCUGAAGUGUAGCCCAAACGCUUUGAAAUUUGUACACCAUCGGGUUAAAGAAGCAAUACGCAUUGCUUCGAUCGCUCGGAAGGACUAUGCUUUGCCUGUUUUUGUGUAUGCUAGGCCAUAUUAUGCCUAUACAUUCCAUGAGUUGACAGAGGUAAGGAUGCCGGUAUCUAAUAAGCUCCCAGAUCCACCAACACGUGUUACCCUUUCUGAUAUUCUUGCAUAUUGACGGGAUUGUACAGAGGUGAAAACCAUAAUGUUAGAGAAAGGGACUUAUGGAAGAUCGCAGGACAGCUUUUGCUAGUAAUCUGUACUUUGAAACCAGGACUCCCUGCUAUGGAAGGUGGAUUGCAGACUUCUCUUAAAUCUGAGGGUACACUAGUGAUGCCAAACAUUCACAUGAGCAGCAAUAUGCAUAAAAGAGACUGCAAAGGUGGUAUGGGAACCAGGGCCUAGCAGUUAAAGGUCCUCAAAGAUGUUUCUUUAUGGCAGGGAUAGGGAACCUGUAGCUCUCCCAGACAUACAACUCCCAUCAUUCCUUUUUUUAAAAAAUAUUUAUUAAUUUUUCAGGUAUACAUUUCCCACAAUUAAAUAUACAGCAAUACAUUGAAUGACUUCCCUUCUUCUCCUUCCAUGGUUCCUUAGACUUCCAAAAUUAACUGCAUAUUCUGUUUCCUCCAUCUAGUUUCCCCCUUUCCAUUAUAUCUUAAUCUACAUUAUACUGUUGAAUUUACAAUUUUCACUUGCUUACAGUUGUUUUCCAAAUACUCCACAAAUAUUCUCCAUUCCUCUUUAUACACCCAUUCUUAUUGUUCUCUUACCUUGCUGGUUAGGUCUGCUAGCUCUGCACAUUCCAUCAUUUUCAGUUGUUCCUCCUUCUCUGGACCUUUUCCCACCUUCCAUUUCUGAGCUAACAUAAUCCAAGCUGCUGUCGUUGCAUACAGAAAUAGCUUUUUCUGCCCCCUGUCUGUACCAUACCCAAAAGAAAUGCCUCUAGGCUUUUUGGGGGGGAUGUUCUUUUAAACAAUUUUUUCAUUUCAUUAUAAAUCAUUUCCCAAUACAGUCAUACCUUGGUUUUCAAACAGCUUAGUCCUUGAACGUUUCGGCUCCAGAACGCCACAAUAGUUCGGUUUGCAAACUAUUUUUGGAAGCCGAAUGUCCGACGGGGCUUCUGAUUGGUUGCAGGAGCUUCCUGCAGCCAAUCAGAAGCCACGCUUUGGUUUCUGAAUAUUUUUGGACGUCGAAAGGACUUCUGGAACAGAUUUCGUUCGACUUUCAAGGUACGACUGUAGUCCUUAACUGUUCUGCACGACCAGCACAUAUGAUGAAAUGCUCCUUCUGCUUCUUUACAUUCCCAACAGAUACCUGCAACUCCCAUCAUUCCGGACCAUUGGCCACAUGGACUGGACUUGAUGGGAACUGGAGUCCAACAACAUAUAAGUUUCCCAUCCUAAUUUUAGGGAAAUGCAUGUUAAGCCUAUCCCCAAGGCUUCAUUGAGAGGGGAGUGGGACUCACCUGUCAAAGCACUCGCUGGUGACCAUGCCUCAAAGUUUCUGCAUUUAGCAUCUGUGAGGAUGGGGUUUUAUGUGGGUACAUCUUCAUGCUGUUGGGAAUCCUGACUGAACCUGGGUUCUUGACGGUACGUGUAACGUCAGGGAACUGUGGCUGGCAGGCAUGUUAAUCCCAUUCCUCUCAAAAAUUCACUAAAGUUACCUGUGCCCCAUUGGAAGGUGCUUAUGUAUAUACCUCAGCUUGACUGGCAAACGGUUAAAUGUCUCAUGUAAAAGCACUGAUCUAAAAUACAGUGGAACCUCAGGUUAUGAACUUAAUUCGUUCUGGAGGUCCAUUCUUAAUCCGAACCAUUCUUAACCUGAGGCGCACUUUCACUAGCGGGGGCCUCCCACUGCCACCGCACCGCCGGCAUGCAAUUUCCGUUCUCGUCCUGGGGCAAAGUUUGCAAGCUAAGGUACUACUUCCGGGUUAGCAGAGUUUGUAACCCGAAGUGUUUGUAACCCAAAACGUUUGUUACCACUGUAACCAGAAUAAUUACGCAGUGAUAGAUUGAACUAUUUUUAUACAAUCAUGUGCAUUCUUUGUAAAGUAAUGUAUAGCGCUGCAUUUUCGCAGUCCACUCUAUUUUCUGUGUUGGCCGGUGUGAGGAAAAAUACAGGGCUGGCAACAAACAGAGGCUGGUGUGAGGUGUAUGAGAAUGUGAGGGGAGAACGGUGUGUGAUUUCUAUCACCUCAGUGAGAACAAGGCCUCAGAAGCUGCAUCCAGUUAAAUGCAGUGUAUAAUACAUCAGCUUUAUUUGCUCUCUGGGGUCAAAGAAACAUCACAGGUUGACUGUGGUCACCUGCUGAAUUACAAAGGCCAGAGUGAAAUUGCCAGAAGCAGUUAAAAUGACAAGACCAGAUAAAACAAACAAACAGAAAAGCACACCACUGAUUCAGCUAGUACUGAAACUCAGCAGUAAUUAGUAAUCAGCACCAUAAAAUACAAUACAACAUAAAAAUAGCUCAUUAACCAAUGCAGAAAGAAAAUAUUCAUCAUAAAUGUGCACGUAAGGACGAUUGAAAGCAAAGAAUUAAAAACAUAUUUUUAUUAAAAUGUUUCCAGGCUGUGUCGCAUCUUGGGGAGUGCACAACAGUUAAUGAAAUAAAAAAUACUAAAACCAUAAAAAGUCUAAAAUCAAAUAUACAAUGAUUGCAAACAGUACCGAUCUCAUCCCUCCACAGAUGCUCGACAGAACAGAAACAUUUUCAUGCGGGAAUGAAAAUUUGGAAAAACAAGCUUUCCCCUUCUCAGCAGUUUUUUUUUAAAAAAGAACUGGCAAUAUAUAUUUCCAUUUUCACUCAGAACCUGCAGAACAUGUAGUUUCCAGACCAUCUUCAAGAGCAGCCUUAUGUAAAGCACGUUACAGUUGUACCUUGCUUUUCGAAAGCCUAGCGACUUGAACAUUUUGGCUUCCAAAUGUGAGUGUUCCGGGUUGCAAACGUUUUUCGGAAACCGAAUGUCCGACGCAGCUGCUGCGGCUUCUGAUUGAGUGCAGGAAGCUCCGGAAGCCAAUCGGAAGCCACACCUUGGUUUUCGAACAUUUUUGGAAGUUGAGCGGACUUCUGGAACGGAUUCCGUUCGAGAACCAAGGUACGACAAUUCUAGGAAGUAAAGAAGUUACUACUACUACUACUACUACUACUAAUUUUUAUUUAUACCCCGCCCUCCCCAGCCAAGGCUGGGCUCAGGGCGGCUAACAAGCAAUAAUAAAAACAAGUUGAAUGAAUACAACUUAAAAACAAGAUUAAAAUACAACAUUAAAAUAUUGAAACUUUAAAAUAUUAACAUGCAGCCUCAUCACAGGAGGAGAAAGGAAAAAGAAAAAAGAAAGAGGGGGAGGGAAUCAAAUUGGCUCCAAACCAAAGGCCAGGCGGAACAACUCUGUCUUACAGGCCCUGCGGAAAGAAAUCAGAUCCUGCAGGGCCCUGGUCUCAUGAGGCAGAGUGUUCCACCAGGUCGGAGCCAGUGUUGAAAAGGCCCUGGCUCUGGUUGAAGCCAAUCUAACUUCCUUAGGGCCCAGGACCACUAGGGUGUUGCUAUUUAUGGACCUUGAGGCUCUCCGUGGGGCAUACCGGGAGAGGCGGUCCCGUAGGUACAAGGGUCCUAGGCCAUGAAGGGCUUUAAAGGUCAAAAACAGCACCUUAAACCUGAACCUGUACUCCACUGGGAGCCAGUGCAGCUGGAAAAGCACUGGGUGAAUAUGCUCCCAUGGCAGAGACCCCGUGAGGAGUCUCGCUGCAGCAUUCUGCACCCGCUGGAGUUUCUGGGACAGCUUCAAGGGUAGCCCCGCGUAGAGCGAAUUACAGUAGUCAAGCCUGGAGGUGACCGUUGCAUGGACCACUAGGGUGUAGACCAUCAUGGCUAGGCAACUCCAGGAAGGAUUUCAGUUGGCAAACCAGCCAUAGAUGGCAAUAGCUGUGGCUGCAUCCACCUGGGUUUCCAAUGUUGGUUCUGGGAGUAUGUUCACCCGAUUAUGCAGAGAUUUCCACUUUAGACUUCCCACAUAGGUUUGACACAGAAGCUGAUGGAGGUGUUGGGGGGUGAAGUUAGCAUGAAAAGCCCCUUUCUCUCUGUCUACAUGUAGGAGGAGGCAGGUGGAGCAAGUGAUCAGGGCUAUGUUGUCUAAACUUUCUAUUACUUGUAUAUAUCCAAGGCAGUUCUGGUGGAUACAAAAUUCCCUACAUUUCAGUUCUGUAUUCAAGCUGUGUACACACCAUACGCUUAAAGCACACAACUUCCUCUUAAAAAUCUGGGGAACUCUAGUUUAUUAUAAGGGUGGUAGAAAUUGGAGCUCCAUAGGAGAUAAACUAGGGAUGUGGGUGGUCCUGUGGGUUAAACCACAGAGCCUAGGACUUGCUGAUCAGAAGGUCGGCUGUUUGAAUCCCUGCGACGGGGUGAGCUCCCGUUGCUUGGUCCCUGCUUCUGCCAACCUAGCAGUUCGAAAGCACAUCAAAGUGCAAGUAGAUAAAUAGGUACCGCUCCUGCGGGAAGGUAAACAACAUUUCUGUGCGCUGCUCUGGUUUGCCAGAAGCAGCUUGGUCAUGGUGGCCACAUGACCCGGAAGCUGUACGCUGGCUCCCUCGGCCAAUAAAGCGAGAUGAGCGCCGCAACCCCAGAGUCGGUCACGACUGGACCUAAUGGUCAGGGGUCCCUUUACCUUUACCUAAGAGAUAAAUUUACAGUUCCCAGGAUUCUUUGAGGGCAGCAAUCUACUUCAAAUGUAUGGUGUGUACAGAACCUCUCAAAGCAGGACACUUUAUGUCAUCUGUAAUUCAGGGUUGGUACAGGGAUGGGAUAUCACAGGAUCAGUGCUGAAUUAUAUAGUUGUCAGGGGCUGGUGGGUAUAGCUUUCUGGAUUCAGAACUUUUGAGUUUAAUAGAUGGUUCACUUUGCUUCAAAGGUUAUAUGUUUACUGUGCUCUAACCUGAUCAUUUGGGUGUCUCUUGAAACCGCCACCAUUGCUUUUACUGCAGACAGUGUUUGCUUAUUUUUUUAAAAAGAGAGUUGAUAGUGGUGCGAGAGAGGUAUUAUUGCCUAUGGUGUGUGCAUUCAACUCACUGAGAUCUCUGGCAAACAGGCGCUACAGAGUAUUAUUGUAGUGUUUCAAAAACCAUCCAAACUUGUUUCACAAGAGGUGACCCCCCACCCCCCCUUAAAAAAUGGGUGGAUACAAAAUGGGCAAUGAUGCUUUGACUGUGCAUCAUGUUCUAUUAGGGUUGCCAUGUGUCCUCGUUUUCCAGGACAUGUCCUCUUUUUCAGGGGUGAAAUUUCUGUCUGGGUGGAUUUUUUUUUUUUGCCAAAAUGUCUCUGGCUAUACUUUCUGGAUGAGACGUAGACAUAAUGGGUGGCUGAAGACUUGCUUUCCUCUUCUUUUUUCCUGACUCCCUCAGCAAUAUAUCACAGCUACUAUAGGGACGUGGGUGGCACUGUGGGUUAAACCACAGAGCCUAGGACUUGCCGAUCAGAAGGUCAGUGGUUCAAAUCCCCAUGACGGUGUGAGCUCCCAUUGCUUGGUCCCUGCUCCUGCCAACCUAGCAGGUCGAAAGCACGUCAAAGUGCAAGUAGAUAAAUAGGUACCACUCCUGCGGGAAGGUAAACAGCAUUUCCGUGUGCUACUCUGGUUCACCAGAAGCGGCUUAGUCAUGCUAGCCACAUGACCACAUGAAGCUGUACGCUGGCUCCCUCAGCCAAUAAAGUGAGAUGAGCGCCGCAACCCCAGAGUCGGUCACGACUGGACCUAAUGGUCAGGGGUCCCUUUACCCUUUCACUAUAGCUUACAUGUCGUAGGGGUAUUUAGAAUGAGAGCCGUCACCGCAUACUCUUCUUUGCUCGUCAAAAUAUGGCAGACCUAUUAUAUUAUGCGUAUCCGUGGCUUACUUUUCAGGAAGACUUGGUGAACACUAUUGGUGAGAGUGCAGCCUUGGGGGCAGCAGGAGUUGUCCUGUGGGGAAGCAUGCAGUAUGCCAGUUCUAAUGUAAGUGAAUUUGGGUUAAGAAAAUGAGCUAAGUUUUGCAGGAAUUCUUGGGACACCCCCUCCUCCUAAACAUACCCCCAAUCCCCAAAAGAUGGCAGCAAAGAUAGCAGAUUCUUGCUAUUUCUAUGGCCCACAGAUCUGGGAAUGGCAAUAUGCAUUCCAAGAUUGGCCUUCCCAGGAAAAAGAUCUCCAAUGGUUUAGCUCAUGGGUAGGCAAACUAAGGCCUGGGGGCCAGAUCCGGCCCAAUCGCCUCCUCAAUCCGGCCCGUGGACGGACCAGGAAUCAACAUGAGUAGAAUGUGUACUUUUUUGCAUGAGUAGAAUGUGUACUUUUAUUUAAAAUGCAUCUCUGGGUUAUUUGUGGGGCAUAGGAAUUUGUUCAUUUUUUCCCUUCCAAAAUAUAGUUUGGUCCCCCACGAGGUUUGAGGGACAGUGGACCGGCCCUCCUGAAAAAGUUUGCUGACCCCUGGUAGCUCACACAAAUCCCCAAAUCAAAUUUAUUUUAUUUUAUUUGUUGGUACUGAUCCAAAGAUACACAGAAAUACAAACCCAUUACAAAGUACCUUUUUAUAAUAUACUGAGAUAAAAUGACUAAUUAACCUAAAAAAAAGAGCAAAGAAAAUACAAGAAAAUGAGAAAUCUAAAGAAGGAGAAAACAAAAAAGAAGGAAAAGUAAGGGGGAAAGAAAUAAAGAAAGAGUAGAAUAAAAGGAUUUCUGCUCUCUGCAGCUACAUAUAACAUUCAUUCUUUAGAACGCAACCAUUCUAUCUUCUAUAAGCUAGUAUUUUUUCAACCUUCAAAUCCAGAUAUUACAAGUUCAUUUUCUCUUUUAUGCAAAAAUCCAUAAGAAAUUUCCAAUCCUUAACAAAUGUUAUUAAUGGAUUUUCCUUUAAUUAAGCAUGUUGGUUUAGCCAUCUCAGCUAAGUCCAAUAAUUUUAUCAGCCAUUCUUCUGUAAGUGGGUAAGGCACACUCACACAUCAAAUUUAGAAUACAUCUGAACAGGACAAGCUCGGUGGCUCAUCUGACUGAGAGGUAAACCUAGAGAUUUGCAUGUGGUUGUUGUAUGCAUGCAUUUGGAAGAAUACGGUAUUCAUUUGGAAGAAUAGUAAAGAAACCAUGCAUUUGGAAGAAUAGUAAAGAAAAAGUGUUUUAUAUGUGUUAUAACACUGUGAUGCCAGGUGGCACUGUAGAGUUCCGUCUUUCACCAAUGUGAUUUCCCACUUUGAGGUUUACAACACGUUUUCCUGAAACGCUUUCCUGAUGUGUCUAGAUCCAGCCUAUAGCAACACUUGGGGUGUCAAAUGUAGAAUGCACGGGCUGUGCAACAUUUUGUGCUGAAGAACUCAAACCCAAAUUUUAAUUUUUUGGUAGAAUGUAAUAGAGAUAUUCUAGGGACGCGGGUGGCGCUGUGGGUUAAACCACAGAGCCUAGGACUUGCCAAUCAGAAGGUCGGCGGUUCAAAUCCCCGUGAUGGGGUGAGCUCCCAUUGUUCGGUCCCUGCUCCUGCCAACCUAGCAGUUUGAAAGCACUUCAAAGUGCAAGUAGAUAAAUAGGUACCACUCCAGCAGGAAGGUAAACGGCACUUCCGUGCGCUGCUCUGGUUUGCCAGAAGCAGCUUAGUCAUGCUGGCCACAUGACCCGGAAGCUGUAUGCCAGGUCCCUCGGCCAAUAAAGCGAGAUGAGCGCCGCAACCCCAGAGUCGGCCACGACUGGACCUAACGGUGAGGGGUCCCUUUACCGUUUUUUAAUAGAGAUAUUCUAAUGAAUGUACUCAUUUUGUGCAUGUGCGAUUUUGGCUUCAAAAAUCUGUGAUCUACCAAACCUAUUUAUGCUAGACUUUGAAUGGGGAAGCAAAGAGGAAGUUACUACUUGCCUAUAAGAGACUGGAGGAUGGGGAGAACCUGGUACUGGGAUUUGCAAAAAUCAGACCAAACACUUUCCUUACCCACACAUUUUGUCAUUGUCCUCUGUACUCCAGAAAUUUAGGAAUAAACAAACAAAGCUGAGAUUUUUGUGAUUCAAAGAACUUUCAUAAUCACUCAUGACUGAACCCAUUUCACAUCCCCCUGAACAAAUAUCUGCGCUAGUCAUUUAGACAAUACAGUGGUACCUUGGUUUUCGAACGAAAUCUGUUCUGGAAGCCCGUUUGACUUUUGAAACAUUUGAAAACUGAGGCACGGCUUCCCAUUGGUUGCAAGAGCUUUUUGCACUCGGUGGAAGCCAUGUCAAUGUUCAGGUUCCAAAAGACGUUCGAAAACCGAAACACUUACUUCUGUGUUUUUGGCUUUCGGGAGCCAAAAAGUAUGAUAAUGGAAGCGUUCAGGAACCAAGGUUUGACUGUAGUGCCAACUGCUUAGAGGUGGAAUCCUAUAGUUCCACUUACCUGGGAAUAAGAUCCAUUGCACUCAGUGUGACCUAUUUCUGAGAAGACAUCUAUAGGAUUGCUCUGUCUUUGUUUUCUUUUAGGACAGCUGUUUAACUGUGAAAAAGUACGUCGAUGGUCUCUUGGGACAUUACAUCAUGAAUGUGACCUCUGCGGCCAAGCUCUGCAGCAAAGUUCUCUGUAAGAAGAAUGGAAGAUGCAUUCGUAAAAACAGUGAAUCAGAUGCCUACCUGCACUUGUCUCCUGACAGUUUUAAGAUUUGGCUCAAUAUCUCUGAAACGGAGAGAAGAGUAGUUGUACAAGGAAAUCUGAAGCAGGAGGACAUGGAGGUCAUGAAAGAGAAAUUCAUCUGUCAGUGUUACCAAGGGUGGAUGGGGUUAUUUUGUGAACUGCCUACUCACCACAAAAAGCGGUGCAAACCUAAUUCAGUCUAA